AUGACGGCAACCGAAGCCAUGGAGAGGGCGAGCGGGAAUGAGGCCAAGGCCUCCAAGUCCGAGAGCGAAACAACCUCCAAGGAUCACCAUACGGCUGCCGCAGACGAUGCCCACAGGACCCCGAAGAAGCGACGCAAGGUGAACCAUGCUUGCCUCUACUGCCGCCGAUCUGAGAGGCCGUGUACGAGAUGUAUCAAGCGCAACAUUGGGCACCUGUGCCAUGAUGAACCCCGUGACCACGAGUCAAGGAAGUCCAAGAGCGUGCUGGCGACGCCAACCGUUCAAGACUCGGCUUCCCAGCCGGACCUCGGGCCCAGCACCGUGAGCCAGAGCGCCGCCCCGAUGAGGCCGCCCUCGUUCGACUCGGCCAUGAGCAGCGGACCAGGGCAGGAUGCGAAGGCCUCAUUUGAUGCCGCAGCCCUGGCAAGCCGGGGUAAUCCCCUCCAGCUCGUGCAACCCACACCAGUGUCCAGCAUUCAGACGACCGCGCUGAGCACUACCAUGAGCCAAUUCGCCGGCUUUUCGGACGCUUGGCUAUCCUCGCAGAACCAUUUUCACGACAUGCAUAACUUCCACCCCAACUAUGUGAUUGCGCCCGAGGUCACAAAUGAGUACAAUCUCUUGAGUGACUUUUUGCAGACGAGCCUGCUUGACGACGGCGCGCUCGUUACAGAUGACCCCAACCGGGCCGACUCGGUUUCGGGGUUCCCCACCAGCAACGCCAUGUUGCCCCCGAGCGCCGUCCCGGGGAGCUCGAUGCUGCCGCCCAAUUCUGAGCAGGGCGUCAACAUCCCGAGGCCCUCGAGCGCUCUCCCGACGGAUAAGGCUCGCGAAUACUACCUCCAGGCCGCGGACCCGUCGGGCAACGCUGCGCCAGAAGAGCGCAUGCGCCAGGUUUUGCAGGCAAAGUACGACGCAGGCCUGCUGAAACCAUUCAACUACGUCAAGGGAUACACCCGCCUAUCGACGUACCUCGACACCCACGUCGCGCCGUCGUCCAAGCAGAAGAUUCUUAGGCAGCUCGAUCGGUUCAGGCCGAAAUUUCGCGAGAAAAUGAAGGACCUUACCGAUAUGGACCUUGUUUUGGUCGAGAUGUGGUUCGAGAGGACUCUGAUGGAUUAUGACCGCGUGUUUGCAAGUAUGGCUGUCCCUGCUUGCUGCUGGAGGCGGACAGGGGAGAUUUUUAGGGGCAACAAGGAGAUGGCCGAGCUCAUUGACGUGCCGGUCGAGGACCUCCGAGGCGGCAAGAUUGCUCUUCACGAGAUGCUCACAGAAGAAUCCAAUGUGAGGUAUUGGGAAGAGUUUGGAACCAUCGCAUUCGACCCGGCCCACGACACGCUCCUCACGGCCUGCUCGCUCAAGAAUCCUUAUGACGAGACGAAGCGCAUCGUGAACUGCUGCUUCUCAUUCAGGAUCCGCAGAGAUGACCACAAAGUGCAUGUUCUUUCCUCACUCACAGCGCCUGUCUGUCUGCUAACGUGCCGCCUCCAGUCCGAGUACAACUCUGGACAACAGAAAACGGGAACCGCCUACACCCCCAAACUCGCGAUGCCUCCGAUCCGGACACCCAAACAUGCGUCUGCCUCGGCCUCUCGCUCCCAGGCAACCGGGAAAUCCGAGAAGCGAAUCGAGGCAGCAGUCGAAUUCGCCUCCUACCUGAAACGCCUCCUCACAAAUCACCCAUCCGACACCCCGCUCACAGAAUCCCUUGUCUCAGACGCCGCAAGCCACAUCGACCGUCUCCAUGCCUGCCACCAGACCUAUGUCCCUGGCCUGUCGGGCGACCCGGAGGUGGACGCGCUGGCGACGGGGUUGUGGAAUUUGUGUACCCGUCUUGGGAGGGAGGAGGAACUUAAAUGUCGGACGGAGGGUGGGGGUAGUACUGCGGUUGUGAAUGUGAAUGUGAUUGUGAAUGGGGGUGGUGGUGGUGGUAAUGGUAAUGGUAAUGGUAAUGGGGGCGGUGGUGGUGGUGGUGCUGGUGGUGGGCGUGAAUGGGGGCAGGAGAAGGGGCUGGGUAUCAUCAGUCGGCAAGGGGUUGCAGGGGGGAAAGGGGGCCAGAAAGGAACAAGGCUUUCCCGGUUGUACCUCCACGGCAAGGUCCUCGCGUUCCAUCUCCUGGGUGUUGCCCGGCCGAAGGAGAAUGGGAGGGUUGGGGUUGUGGUUAGGUUAAUGAGGUUGGGGUUCAAGGUGGUUAGGGAUUGCAUCGAUGCCGGCGACUCGAAGCUUGCUGGUCUAGUGAUCCAGUCAGUUGCUGACUACAAAGGGUGGCUGCAGGAUAUGGCGGAGAGACUGCCUGAUGAGGAGUCGUGGCUCGAGGACCGGCUCGAUGUCGCGGAGCAUAUGUACACCAAGACGGAACGGCUCCGCCAGUAUCUCUCCCCGGACUACGCAGAACGGCUGGCUGAUGUUCUUUACGAGAUUGGGAAAUCUCUGUCGUCCCGGAGCGAUUUUACCAUUGCGGUCAAGUGGCUCGAACGAGCAAAUGAGAUCAUCAACAGCCAGGAACUUGAGCGACUAUCUCGGGAAGGCGUCGAGUUGCGUCUCGCAGUUUUACAAGCUCUGGUUACCGCCCUCUUGGGCACUGGAACUGCGGAUGGACUUGGAAAGGCUAAAAACUACGUGGAGUACAUCGAGGCGGAGGCAGGCAACAGACUGGUUGUCUCGUUGCUAAAGCUCGAGCUGUUGCAGAAGACGCCCGCCGAGGUGUUCGACAGCGAGGCGUACGCUGACGUUUUGAGGCAUAUCAUCCGGAACUUUGGCUUCUCGGAGUCGGGAUUUAAGCUGAUUGUCCACCACAUCCGGAAGCUCCACGACAAGAGUCCCGGCGCAGGAUGUGCGGUACUUGAUGAUUUCAUUCUGGUGCUCAGGGGCUCGGAAAGGGGUGAGUGGAUAGAAAAGGCCGUGGUCACACGUGUUUGGAUGAUUAUCAACCAGAGGGAUUCUGUUGAGACCAUCAACUCCGUCAAGGGUGUUCUUGAACAUCUUACAGCACCCCUGAGUGCGGAAGCUGCAGUGGCGGCUCAAGCGUUGAUAUGGAAAAAGCUGGAAUCCAGCUACAGUCAAGGACAGUACGACUUGGCCGAGAGCUGGUGCCAACUGUCGCUUCACAGCGCCUUUCAGAACUGCGGUCCUGGCAACACCUCUAAAUUGGAGAGCUUGGACACGGCUGUGUCGAAUAUCCGCAAGAUGUCCCAGCAUAGCUGGAAAGAACCCAUGACCGCGUAUCUGGCCUUUAAAGUCGCAGUUCGGGUCGAAGACCGAGAGAUGGCUGAAAAAUGUCUCGAGACCGUUGCCCAGGUGCCGGAUCACGUCGACUACCUCGGAGCCUGCAUAGCAGAAUCUCAAAAGGCAGGGGAUAUUAUGUGCGCUAUUGCCGCCUUGAAGAAGCUCAAGGAGAAAUACGAGUACAAGGAACCGAAUCCGGUACAUCUGCCAGCUCUAUUCCGAUGUACGAUCCGGCUCUUAAACUUGCUCGAAGACAGGCCAGGUCCGGAUGUGGACGGCAUCGCGAACGAUCUUUGCCUGGAGUUCGAAGCUGGUGGGUUCACCCGUAUUGCAAUGGCGGACAGUCUGCUGAGAGCCCAGGCUCCGGGACAAGCCCUGUAUUCCACCAUGCGCAAGCUAGUUAACGAGAUCUGGGCUCUGGAAAGAUUUGACGCUUUGAAGCUGGCAAAAUAUACUCGUUGUCUCUUUCAGGCGACGUUACCGCUGGAUGACGGGCUCGCGAUGAAGCUGCUAGAGGAAGCGAGCAGCAAAGCCAGAGAGUUGCGAGAGAGCGACGCCAGCUGGCCUGAGGAGGAACUGGAGUGGAUGGCGACCACGGCGUUCAACCACGCUAUCGACUGCUACAGUGCUCACGAGAUUGAGCGAGCCAAACGGUGGGCAACCAAGGCCAUCAGUUUGGCGCAUUAUUGCAACGAUGGAAAGCUGGAAGAAAUCCUGCAGAGCAAGUACAUGCAGCUGAGCUUUGACGGGAAGUCGGGGUGA
Molecule: messenger RNA, 3987 nt
Organism: Canariomyces notabilis
Lineage: Eukaryota; Fungi; Ascomycota; Sordariomycetes; Sordariales; Chaetomiaceae
Product: SPO22-domain-containing protein
Exons: 14
Coding region: 1-3987 (1328 amino acids)
Biological process (GO): regulation of DNA-templated transcription; meiotic cell cycle
Cellular component (GO): nucleus
Molecular function (GO): DNA-binding transcription factor activity, RNA polymerase II-specific; RNA polymerase II transcription regulatory region sequence-specific DNA binding; zinc ion binding
Source: RefSeq, a predicted model, not a curated record